Messenger RNA from Echinostoma caproni, 618 nucleotides. NCBI's taxonomy places the organism in Eukaryota, Metazoa, Platyhelminthes, Trematoda, Plagiorchiida, Echinostomatidae. The record is from the annotation of a GenBank genome assembly.
AUGGAAACAGAUGAAGAUAUCACGCGUAUGUUACAUACGAAGACGUUGAGCCUAGAAAGUGACGAUUGCAAAGAGGAUAUGGCUGGCUCUGAAAAGUGCAAUUCAGCGAACAUUCGCAAUAGAAAUUAUGCUAAAGAAUGCGAAGCGGCUAUCAAUCGUCAGAUCAAUAUGGAACUGGAAGCAUCCUAUGCGUAUUUGGCGUUUGCCACCUAUUUCGACCAGGACAAUGUCUCACUACCGCACACGGCUGAGUUCUUUCGGAAACAGUCCCACGAGGAGCGGGAACACGCGGAAAAAUUGGCGAAAUAUCAGAAUCAACGAGGCGGUCGUGUAGUCUAUCAGGAUUUGCAUAAACCAGCCAAAACCACAUUUGAAAGUAUACAGGAUGCGAUGGAAACAGCUCUGGGGUUGGAGAAAGCGGUGAAUGAGUCCCUAUUGAAAAUACACGCGUUGGCUGCACAACACGAAGAUCCUGCUACACAAGAUUUCCUGGAAGCGGAAUUCCUGAAAGAACAAGUCGAGUCCAUCAGCAAAUUUGCGCAUUACGUCACACAAACCAAACGAACCGGGAAUGGACUCGGUGAAUAUUUGUUUGACAAGAUGACCUUGGAUGACUGA